This is a messenger RNA of Rhododendron vialii, 1025 nucleotides long. RefSeq lists its product as uncharacterized. The record is from RefSeq and is a predicted model, not a curated record. NCBI's taxonomy places the organism in Eukaryota, Viridiplantae, Streptophyta, Magnoliopsida, Ericales, Ericaceae. The transcript is spliced from 4 exons. The coding region runs from base 1 to 636 and encodes 211 amino acids.
AUGGGCUCUGGUCUUCUGAGGUCUUCUUCCAAACCUUGUGAACUGGACAAAAUGGGUACCCAGAAAAUAUCUGUUUCCGAUCAAACAAACAGAUUACAGCGCACCAAUUUCGAUUCCGAUAGCUUCGUAGUGGACGUUGAGCGCUUAUCUCUUCUCGCCGAUAAGGAUACUACAACCGCAAAUUCAGGAUUAACGAAAAGUCUAUCAAGAAAGGUGUCACAACAUAAGAGCGUCGAGAAGAUGAUUAAUCCAAGCACCGGCAAUGAUGGCAAUGAAAAGGACGCUGGUGUUGUCGCUUCUAUAUCUUCCCCAAGAGCCGGGGAUAGCUUCACGCCUGAAAAGCCCAUGGUGGUCACGGUGGCGACUACCAAAGAUCAACCUAUGAGCUCAGGCGUCCAUCAUCAGAUCACUAUUGUGACCGGAAACGUUGGGACCCGCAAUGCCGGAGAGAGGAGAUCAUGGAGGGAUGGCAAGAGAUUCAGUUUCAGACGAUCUUCUCCGGCCUCUUGGGCUGUUGACCCUAGGAGGAUCCUUCUCUUCUUUGCCACCUUGUCAAGCAUGGGGACUAUACUUCUGAUUUACUUCACACUUUCCAUGGGCAGACAAAGUGGGGUUGACAGUGAUGCUCUGAACUAGUAAUGGUGACAACCAAUGUUGGCUCUGAAAAUAAGAGAAAAGAUCAGAAACAUAGAUGAUUCUUUCUUGCAGCCUUGAACAGAACAAAAGAAAGAAACAUGAACGGGAAUUAUAACUUCGUGUUUCUGGUUUCUUACAAAGAAGAUUGCGACCGCUUGAUGGAGCUAGGAAGCACAAGAAGAUGGCGGAAAAAUUGGAACAAAGACGAUGGUGGAAUAAUGAGAGCAAACUUGGGCGAAAUUUCAUUUUCGCUCCUUUGGAGAUACUCAAAUACGAUAUGAAAUCGGCUCGGUAGUGUAUAGUAGUACUUAUCUUAUUUGCUUGGAGAUGUACAGAGACAUGGGCAUUGAUAGGGAUUUUUCAUUUUCGUAUUAGGUCUCAUCAUAUGA